Molecule: messenger RNA, 702 nt
Organism: Lucilia sericata (common green bottle fly)
Lineage: Eukaryota; Metazoa; Arthropoda; Insecta; Diptera; Calliphoridae
Exons: 5
Coding region: 112-627 (171 amino acids)
Source: RefSeq, a predicted model, not a curated record
AUUAAAACUGUCAAGCUCAACUAUAAAAAUAUGGCAAUAUUCUUAUUAGAUAGAAAAGCGCUUUUUAUUAAAAUAUAUUUUUAAAGUGAAGAAAAAAUUAUAAAUUUUAUAAUGGACUCCUUGCUAAUUUCCGAGGAAAUCAAACAACUGAAACGUCUAAGGGAAUUCUAUGAAGAUCAAUUAAAGCUAGUGGGCAUAGAAAUGUGUGAUUUGGGUGAUGAUAUUCAUAAUUUACUUGAUGAAGCUGUAGAGUUGCAACGUGUUACCAAUUUGCAGCAUAUGCGUUUGUCAAAUCUACAAACUUUCUACUAUAAGAAGAAAAAGGAACACUUGGACAACAGAGCUAUUAUAGUCCAAUUGAAAAAUGAAAUUAAAAAACAGCAAAAGCAAAUUGAAAAGGAACAAAAUGAAUGUAAUUUAUUGGAAAAGUUCACCACAUCAAUUAAUAAACGUCUGGUGUCCGAGGCUCAAAUGCAAAGUUCAGUGCAAGAUAUUGAAUCCAGCAUGAAGAAAUUACAAGAACACUUGGAUACUUUGAAUAUACCAGAUGACUUCAAUAUAGAUGAAUUGAUUCAAAAAGUGGAAUUGUUAAAAAAUGAAAAAUCUAAAGAGAAAAAAGAUUUUUAAGAGAAUUUAAGAGAAUUAUUUAAUAUUUAUAGUAAUUAAUAAAACGUAAUAAAUGUUUACAUUUUUAUAAUAAAA